This is a messenger RNA of Penicillium daleae, 1644 nucleotides long. RefSeq lists its product as uncharacterized. The coding region runs from base 1 to 1644 and encodes 547 amino acids. Gene Ontology annotation, cellular component: membrane. Gene Ontology annotation, molecular function: transmembrane transporter activity. Gene Ontology annotation, biological process: amino acid transport; transmembrane transport. The record is from RefSeq and is a predicted model, not a curated record. The transcript has 5 exons. Lineage: Eukaryota; Fungi; Ascomycota; Eurotiomycetes; Eurotiales; Aspergillaceae.
AUGCAAGACGCAACGCGCCGUUUCUCCAAGGCGUCCGCCUCGCGCGUCGAGACCGGCGUCGACACCACCAAUGCGGAUCGGACCCUCGAGGAUAUGGGGUAUAAGCCUGAAUUGGCGCGCAAUCGCUCCAUCUGGCAGGUGACCUUUAUGUGCUUCAUUCUGUCUUCGGUGCCCUACGGUCUCUCCACGACGCUGUACUACCCGCUCGUUGCUGGUGGCCCUGCCAAUAUCAUCUGGGGCUGGGUGGUGGUCUCCUUCUUGAUUCUCUGUGUGGCUAUUUCUCUGGCUGAAAUUACUUCCGUCUAUCCAACGGCUGGUGGAGUAUACUAUCAAACAUUCGUCCUCUCGCCUCUCUGGUGCCGUCGCGUCGCAUCCUGGAUCUGUGGCUGGUCCUACGUCGCCGGCAAUAUCACCAUCACCCUCGCCGUGAACUUUGGUACCACGUUGCUCUUCGUCGGCUGCCUCGAUGUCUUUGAAAAGUCGCCCGGCGUCGGCAUCACCGAUGAUUUCCAGACCUAUCAGACCUUCUUGAUUUUCCUGGCCAUCACCCUGUUGACCCAUGCCAUCUCGGCCUUUGGUAACAAGUGGCUGCCCUGGUUGGAGACUUUCGCUAUUUUCUGGACGAUCGCCGGUUUGAUCGCGAUUGUGAUUUGUCUUUUGGCGAUUGCCAAGGAAGGUCGUAACAAUGCUUCGUGGGUCUUUGGUCACUUUGAGCCUCAAGCUGGCUGGCCCGCGGGCUGGUCGUUCUUCAUCGGCUUGCUGCAGGCUGCCUACGCCACGUCGGCUACGGGCAUGAUCAUCUCUCUCUGCGAGGAAGUCCGCGAGCCCGCGGUCAUGGUCCCCAAGGCCAUGGUCGGUACUAUCGUCAUCAACUUCGUCGCCGGCCUUCUCUUCCUGAUCCCCGUCUGCUUCGUCAUGCCCGAGCUCAGCCUGCUCAUCAAUUCCUCCCAGCCGACUCCUGUCAUCUUCAAGCACGCGAUCGGCAACUCGGCCGGUGCUUUCUGCCUGACCAUCCCUCUGCUGGUGCUCGGUGUCAUCUGUGGUGUUGGUUGCGUCACGGCCACCUCGCGUUGCACCUGGGCCUUUGCUCGUGAUGGUGGCAUCCCCGGCUCUGGCUGGUGGCGCACCGUCGACAAGAAGCUCAACAUCCCUCUCAAUUCGAUGGCGCUGGGUAUGGUCAUUGAGAUUGUUCUGGGUGUUAUCUACUUCGGUUCCACCGCCGCCUACAAUGCCUUCUCCGGCGUGGGUGUCAUCUUCUUGACCAUGAGUUAUGCCUGCCCCGUGGCAGUCUCCUUGAUCUUCCGUCGUCGCGAGGAUAUCAAGAACGGCAACUUCAACUUUGGCGUCGUCGGUCUCAUUGCCAACAUCUUUGCCCUCGCAUGGAGUAUCCUCGCCAUCCCCCUCUUCUGCAUGCCCACUCUCAAGGUGGUCACCCAGGAAAGUAUGAAUUACGCGUCGGUUGUGUUUUUCGGUUUCGUGCUCAUCGCAGGCAUCUGGUACGGUGUCUGGGGCUACAAGAACUACCGUGGCCCACCCACCGAUGCCGUCGACCACGACGACGAGUCCAUACCCCCAGCCUACCCCGAGGCCACCGAAGUUCCAGACAAACCCACCGAUCUGCCUGGAAAGUCCAAAAGCCCAUGA